Molecule: messenger RNA, 2080 nt
Organism: Cheilinus undulatus (humphead wrasse)
Lineage: Eukaryota; Metazoa; Chordata; Actinopteri; Labriformes; Labridae
Gene: fancg
Product: FA complementation group G
Exons: 14
Coding region: 58-1950 (630 amino acids)
Biological process (GO): interstrand cross-link repair
Cellular component (GO): Fanconi anaemia nuclear complex
Molecular function (GO): protein binding
Source: RefSeq, a predicted model, not a curated record
ACGAACGAGGGAAACUUCAAAUGACCCACUUGUAUUUUUCCACAAAAUAGCGAAGAAAUGUCUCAUACAACCUACCAGCAGCCUUCUUUAUUAGAUGGCUGGACAAAGGAGAACAACGAGUUGGUAAGACAAUGGGAGCAGCUGGACAGAGGAGAAGAUGCUUUGACCAGAGAUCAGAACCAGACACAUCUGAGAUGUUGCUCCUCUGAGUUUCACAAACUUUUAAGAAAUAUUCAAGGCAUCCCUCCUCUUAUAGAUCACAUGAAGUUGGAGCUGACAGUGGUGUACAACACUUGUGUGUGCUUCACAGCUCAGUCCUGCUUCUCUGAAGCUGAGGGGCUGUUUCAUCACGCAGCACAGAGAGUUCUACAGGUGACAGGAGAUGAUCAUGAUGCUUCAGACCGUCUUGUGUUGUGGAGAACCAUUUUAAAAUCAACAGAAAGAACAGAUUUGAAAUCAUGUGUGCUGCACCUUCUGUGUCUGCAGUGGGCAGUAUGGCAGGCCACCUGUGAGCUGAAAAUUAUUCAAGAAUUUAAGGAUGAGCUGUUCUCUCUGGUUGGGACACUUUCUGCUGAAAUUAGGGAUGACAGGAGAGAAGCAGGGAAAAAGUCCCCUGACACUCCUCUACUGCUGGUGGACCCGAGACGACUCUCUGAACUACUACACAUAUGUACAUUCAUCGCACAAGGUGCAGAAAGGUUAAGUGAAGGUCAGAGUUCAGAAGCACUGUCUGAUCUGCAGACAGCUUUCUCCCUGCCUGCUCCCAGAUGUCUCUUAGCAUACACACAUCUCCUGUCAGGCUCCUGUCUCGCCCACAUGGGCUGCCCUCAGAUGGCGUUGCAGUGUUACCGAAAAGCACUGGAGACAGACUCUAGGUGUGUAUGUGCUCUUUACCAGACGAUGCUCAUCUACAGACAGCUGGGCAAUACACAAGCUGAGAUACAAGCUCUGCGUUUGCUGCACUCCACUUUGAUGUUGCCCUGCUCCACAGAGCCUGCCGUGCCUGGUACUCAUCCUCUCUCUCCGUCCUUACUACUCAGCAGCCAAUCACUGAGUAGCUUGCUCUCUGUUCCCUCUGCCCUCUCUGUCCUUCAUAGUCUGGCCCUGAAAAGUGCGCUCCAUGGGAGGGCGUCAGAGGGCGUGGAAUAUUAUUUGGACCUGCUGGCUGCUCUCCACUCAGAAAACCAACAUGCAGUAAGUCAGAAAGUUCCAGUCGAGGUUCCGCCCCUUCCCAGGUUACCUGAGCUUUACCUGCAGGCCGGUGCUGUCUUGCUCAUGGCCCGACGGCCUGCUGACUGCAUGGCGCUGUGUGAUGAAGUCAUGAGCUCGACACUGGAGCUACUGCCAGAGAGGGUGGUGUUAGAAGAGCUGGAGGAAUAUGAAGUUGAGACCAGAGGAUGUGCAGAGGGUGAGGACAGGUUGGAGCUGCUGCUCUGGGCUGGAGCUGCCUAUCUGCUACAGGGUCACUGCCACACAUACCUGAAGGACUGGAAGCAGGCUGUCACUCUCUACACAAGGUGUAUAAACCUGUUUGUGAGGGUAUGCUGUAAAAAGAGUGGUUUCCAGCCACAGAUCCCCAGUGCAGAUAUGGUUAGCAGGCAGGGAAAAGAUCUGUGUGUCCUUCAGAGGUUAAAGGGGCUUUCACUAGCCGGACGGGGCAUCAGCUUCACCCAGACAGGCCAGCUAAAAGAAGCACUUAGAGACCUCCAACUCAGCCUGCAAGCACUCCCAGAAUGUCUGAGUGCAGGAUUGUGGUGCGGUGAAGUAUUCUGGAGACUGGGAAGAAAACAGGAGGCAGUAGCUUGUUGGGAAAAAACCUGGACCUUAAGCACACAAUCCUCAGAAAAGAGUCUGUCUGUGUACCUACAGGAACCUCAGACUGGCCCCUUAUUGGACUCUACAGAGCUGCGCUGCAGAAUAAAGGAACUUGGUCUUACUUUGUCUGCCUAGAGAAAGACAAAGGGAGAAUACCCUAUCACUUACUGAACAGGAUCAACGUUCUCCAGCCUGUGAACUGAAACUUAUACCCACAACAACCAUGUAUCUACUGGGACACAAAAAUAAAGCAUCUUUGAAAAUC